Pelmatolapia mariae (spotted tilapia) is the source of this 1440-nucleotide messenger RNA. RefSeq names its product 2-aminoethanethiol (cysteamine) dioxygenase a (gene adoa). Gene Ontology annotation, molecular function: oxidoreductase activity, acting on single donors with incorporation of molecular oxygen, incorporation of two atoms of oxygen. The transcript has 2 exons. Bases 244 to 1035 code for a protein of 263 amino acids. NCBI's taxonomy places the organism in Eukaryota, Metazoa, Chordata, Actinopteri, Cichliformes, Cichlidae. Gene Ontology annotation, cellular component: mitochondrion. The record is from RefSeq and is a predicted model, not a curated record.
GCGAGGAUGAGGAGGCGACACCGCGGAGAAUGACUGGAGGGAGGCUCUAAUCUGGGGUUCAAAUCAGACAUUUUCACUAUGAAUUGCGUUUGUUUGUUUGAUAAAGUCGCACUUUUUGAACUGUCCGAGCCUACAGUACAUCUGCUCACACUGUAGGAUUUAUGUGGCAUUUCAACAAAGGUGGUGGAAAUCCUGGCAGAGAGACGCCGAUAAGUUCUUUGCUUUUUUAAUUUUGGGGACAGCAUGCCGCGAGACAACAAAACUCCUCUCAUCCAGAAAAUAGCAAAACAAGCUUAUACGACAUUCAGAGGCUUGGAGUCGUCUGCCAACAGCGACAAUAAAGGCGUUGAGGACAAACUUAAUGGGCUAAUCUCCUUAGUAACUGCCGUCAGGGCUUCCGACGUGAAAAUUGCUCCUCGGAAAACCAAACCGAGCUCCGGGGCAGCGGGGCUCCAGAGCCCCCCGGUCACCUACAUGCACAUUUGCGAGACGGAGGUGUUCAGUAUGGGUGUGUUCCUGCUGAGGAGCGGCGCGUCCAUACCGCUACAUGAUCACCCGGGGAUGAACGGGAUGCUCAAGGUUCUCUAUGGAAAGGUGAACGUCCGCUGCUUUGACAAGCUGGAGCAAAACCUGGCUGUAACCACAGUCCCACCCGUAUUUGACCCCCCGGUACCCCCACUGCAGAUGACCUCCGCGUGGCGUGCCGUGCUCCGCUCAGUGGUUGAGUACUCAGAGAACAGCGGGCCAUGUCUCCUCACUCCUGUGCGGGAUAACCUUCACCAGAUCUACGCAGUCGAUGGGCCCGCCGCCUUCCUGGACAUCCUGGCUCCUCCGUACAAUUCAGAUGAUGGGCGAGACUGUCACUAUUACAAAGUCCUGCAAAGUGCACUAGAAGAUGAAACCAAUGCAAAAGGUCACCAGGAACAGCAGGGAGAGAAGGGGAAGGAAGAGGAGGUGUGGCUCUUAGAAAUCCCUCAGCCGGAGGAUUUCUGGUGUGGUGGGGAAUCAUACCCAGGGCCUGCAGUCUCUGUGUAAUAGAAGCCUGUGCUCGAAAGGAAAUACACUACAAAGUAUUACAGACUUGUUUGUUCUGCCAUCUUCCAGAAGGAAAACCAAAAAUUGAGUCAUAAUCACCUGGAAGUUACCUGGACUGACUGCCUUGCUCUUGGUUAAGGAUAAUAUAUUAGUGCAGAGGCAUACACAGGCUUAAACUGACUUAAAGCCCUCUUGGAAUUAGGACAACUGAACAGCCUUCCACAAAUAUCCCUGUGGUAUUGGGAAGUGUUAUCCCGGGGAAUUCUCAUUCCUAAUAUGGUGUUUUCCUUCAGAUCAUUAUGUUGCCGUGUACACUUAUGAAUGUUAUUAGCAAAACUUUGUGAAUGGUGGGGUAUCAUUAGGAUCUCUGCUGUGCUCCUUGGUGUUAGUCUCUGCUGCAGAGAG